UAAAACUGUUAGUGGUAACAGUUGCAACCAGUGAAACAGAAGGCUUCCAGAGGUUUAUGUCUUCGGCAAAAUUAUAUGGUUACCAAGUUGAGGUUCUAGGACUAAACGAACCCUGGGAAGGAGGAGAUGUCCUGAGAUACCCUGGAGGUGGUCAGAAGGUGAACCUUUUACGAAAUGAAAUGGAAAAACAUAAAGACAAGGAUGAUUUAGUUAUUCUUUUCACAGAUAGCUAUGAUGUCAUCUUCACAGAUGGACCACAAGAAAUUUUGAAAAAGUUUUAUAAGUCAAAAGCUAAAGUUUUAUUUUCUGCUGAGGGUUUCUGUUGGCCUGACGAGUCUUUAGCCAAGCUGUAUCCUAAGCCGGAGAAAGGAAAAAGAUACCUGAAUUCUGGAGUAUGUCUUGACUUUUCUUACACAGGGUUCAUGGGUUUUGCACCACAGAUAUAUAAGAUUGUAACUCAUGAGGUCAUAGAAAACAUGGAUGAUGACCAGUUAUUCUACACAAAAAUCUUUUUGCAGGAAGAUCUGAGGAAAGAUCUUUCCAUCAAACUUGACCACAAAGCAGACAUCUUCCAAAACUUAAAUGGAGCUGUUGGUGAUGUGGAGCUACGGUUCAGUAGUAAAGACAGUUAUUUGCACAAUUCAGCAUAUGGAACUAAUCCAAUAGUUAUUCACGGAAAUGGACCAAGCAAGGUGAUCCUGAAUUCACUGGGUAACUACCUUGCUAGAUCUUGGCUGCCAUCUGAGGGCUGUUUAGUCUGUAAAAAAGACACCAUUAGUCUGAAAAAGAAGAAGGUGUCAGAACUUGCAGAAUACCACAAGGAGCAUGUAGAGGAAUUUAUAUCUUCCCACAAACACAAAUAUAACAGUGUCACUUAUCUAAGAAAAUCGAGUGACACUAAGGAAUGGCACGCUCGAAAUUUGGGAUUGGAAGAGUGUACAAAAUUAAAUUGUGACUACUACUUCUCGGUGGACUCAGAUGCUCAUAUUACAAAUCCCAUGACACUUCGACUUUUAAUCGAGCAAAACAGGCCUAUCUUAGCUCCCUUAUUGGCACGACCCAAUAAAUUGUGGUCUAACUUCUGGGGGGCAUUAUCAUCUGAUGGCUACUAUUCACGAUCUAGUGACUACUUGGAGAUAGUAAAGAACAACAGAAGGUAA
Molecule: messenger RNA, 1160 nt
Organism: Limulus polyphemus (Atlantic horseshoe crab)
Lineage: Eukaryota; Metazoa; Arthropoda; Merostomata; Xiphosura; Limulidae
Product: procollagen-lysine,2-oxoglutarate 5-dioxygenase 2-like
Exons: 13
Biological process (GO): peptidyl-lysine hydroxylation
Cellular component (GO): endoplasmic reticulum
Molecular function (GO): procollagen-lysine 5-dioxygenase activity
Source: RefSeq, a predicted model, not a curated record